Limulus polyphemus (Atlantic horseshoe crab) is the source of this 8711-nucleotide messenger RNA. RefSeq names its product scavenger receptor class B member 1-like. The record is from RefSeq and is a predicted model, not a curated record. Gene Ontology annotation, cellular component: membrane; cytoplasm. The transcript has 12 exons. The coding region runs from base 677 to 2098 and encodes 473 amino acids. Gene Ontology annotation, molecular function: scavenger receptor activity. NCBI's taxonomy places the organism in Eukaryota, Metazoa, Arthropoda, Merostomata, Xiphosura, Limulidae.
UGUAAACAAACGCUUCACUUUCCAACUCGCUGCAAACUGACCUAUAAUCAUAUUUCUUUGCUUCUUUUGAACAAAGCCAACGAUGAACCAACAAACAGCUGGAAAGCCAGUUCUCGUCACAUCUCGUUUUACUAUUGGUAACUUUAAGUCAUGUGACUACAUAGCAGUAGCGGGACAACAGUAAUGCUGGAAGUAACUAUACCUCGGACUUUUGUAUCAUGUAUUGUAUGAAAAGAGCCUAGCAACAGCCAAACGAAUUGUCCUAACGUGUUAAACUAAGCAACAGGUUCCAACCUGCAAACCAAUAAUGGAAUCGGAUAAGUCAAAGAACAACCUUUGACCGCGGGGAACGUUGAUCUAUUGUUCAGAAAAUUUAGAAGUUAGAAGCCUGCUGAUCAAUGCUGCUUACUGUCGAACUUUUAACGAACGAUUAUUGGCUGAAACUUGGACUCUGUCUGAUCACACUUAUUUUCAGUGUCACUGUUACCUGCUUAUAUUUAAAACACUAGUUUUGUAUAUCAGAAUAUCCAUCAGGUAAUUACAGCGUUUUCGUUCUAUCAAUAUCUGCCCCGAAAUCGUGCCAGCCAUUUUUCAAGAUUUCACGUGCUGAUCUGCUUGCUCGCCUGUGUUUCUCGCAAGUUUGUAACCUACUUAACUGGUAAUAUACAACCCUGAGAUGGGAGUUGCUUGCAAAGCUGGAAUAUUAGUCACUUUAGGUCUAUUACUGGCUAUUGCCGGUCUUGUAGCCUAUUUGAUAUUUCCUAAUAUAUUACAGUGGCAAGUCAAAGAGCGCUUAGUACUGAGCCCAGAAUCGGAAACCUUUGAACAUUGGAAGGACGUCCCAGUGCCUAUAUUUAUCCACUUUUACUUCUUCAACCUAACAAAUCACGAGGGAGUAUGGUCACUAACAGAGAAGCCACAGCUGGCAGAAGUCGGACCUUACGUAUUCAGAGAAAGUAGAAAAAAGGUGAAUGUAACGUGGAACGAGAAUAAUAAUACCGUUUCCUACGCACAGGUCCGUACAUGGCACUUCGAGCCAGACUUAACGCUUGGCUCUCUUGAUGAUAUCAUCACAACAUUGAACGUGCCUGCGAUAGCUGCAGCACAGAAGAUGAAAAAUAAAAUGUUUGGCCUUAAAACAAUUGACUUGUUGUUGAGCAAAGCUAAUAGCACAUGGUUCAUUCAUCAGCCAAUAAGAAAACUUCUGUUUGAUGGUUAUGAAGAUAUUUUCCUCAAAGCUGUGAAAAGUAUUCUUCCUACAGCUCAAGAAAAGUUUGGAUGGUUUUAUGAGAAAAAUAACACAGAUGAUGGAAUUUAUACAAUUUUCACUGGAAAGGAUAAAAUAGAAAAUCUUGGACGUGUUGACAUGUGGAAAGGAAGUGGGACAGCUGGUGCUUGGGAAGGUACAUGUGACAUGAUAAAUGGAACAGCUGGGGACAUGUGGCCUCCAUUCAGAGAAUCAAAGGAUGAAAAGUUGACUGUUUAUGUUUCCGACAUUUGUAGAUCCGUUUCUCUCUCCUUUCUUAAGGAAACGGAAAUUAAGGGCAUAACAGCUUUCCAUUACUGGGCUGAUAACACUGUCCUGGAUAACGGCAUGCUCGACUUUGACAAUAAAUGUUUCUGUUCUUCCAAUGGAACCCAGUGUCUUCCUGCAGGUGGACUUAAUGCGUCAACCUGUUCAGAAGGUGUACCAAUAGUGAUUUCUUAUCCACAUUUCUUGUAUGCCGACUCCUCCUAUAGACAACUUGUAGAUGGCAUGAAACCAGAUCCAGAAGCACACCAGUUUUUCAUUGAUCUCGAACCAGUAAGUAGAGUUCCCACGUUUAGUAGUAGUAUUCUGUUUUUCCAAAAUAUUACAUCAAGGAGCUUCGUUCCCAUUUUUUGGUUUAGUCAGGUAGCUACAAUUGAUGAUGAAACUGCUAAAAAACUUCAACUCAUCACCAGUGAUCUUCCAAAUUAUGUAACCGUGGGAUCCUUUAUUUUGGUUAUACUUGGGGGAAUAAUAGUGACUUUUACAUUCUUCUUUGCUAUAAAAAUCGCGAGAAAAAGAAAACAAGGUAAAGGGAAGUACGAUGGUGUGCCGAUGAAAGAUUAUUGAGAAAAAGUGAAGAUUUUAAUUUACAUGCUGUAACAAAUCACCAAGUGUCCUUUUCGUUUCAACACUCAGGUACCAGUUGUUGUUGUUUUUUUUUUGUGUGGGUACUGGACAAGAUUGGAAGCAGACGUAGGGAAGGUGAAACCACUUACAAAGAGAGUCGUGAUCAACUUUUGAAACAGAAGGAUGUUCUCGAUGUGAUAUUUUUGUCUGCUGGUUUAGGACCAUUUUUAUUAUUUUUAUAGCUUUACGAGUAACAUGCUGAAUUGAAAUCCUGUUUUCACUAUUGAAGCCCAUUUUUUUUUUUCACACUUCAUUAUUGGGAUAGAAACUUUAGAAGAAACCACAUGCUCAGUAUUUUGAAAUCUGUUCUGUAAUAACGUAGUUAGAGGAUUGUAUAAAUACUACAUGGUUAAUUAUGGUAAAAUUUAAUUACAUUAUUAAUGGUAGCAAAUAUAUUUUAAUUGAAAUUUUCUUGUAAGUUAAAUGUCAUUCAGCACUGUUAAAAAAAAAUAUAUAUAUAUGUAUAAGUGUUUAAUUUUCAUUGACCUCAUUAUUGAAAGACUUUUUUAUUGGCUUGUGUAUAAGGUAUUAAUGUGACUGGUAACAAGCAGUGUUUCUUUAUAUGUUAUUAUAUAUACAGAAUUCAGGAAAACAAGACAGAUGUUUGUUUCACAAAUUCAUAAUUUAUUCACAACUACGGUUUCGCGAUGCCUUUACUAGCGAAACCGUGGUCAAUAAAUGAUGUAUUUGAAAAACGUACCUGGAGUUUCACCAAGUACUGACGGUUUCAAUUAUUAUAUAUAUUUGUAACCACUGACUGAAAACAAUAUUAAUUUUAUGUUAAAGCAACCUAAAAUUUUUCCUUUUGUCUCUUCCUAAACUUUAGUGUCAUUAUAACAAAAUAAGCAGAUAUAAAUAGCUUGGUAUAUAUAUAAAAAAUCACUUACUAGCAAAACAGACUAGACAACUUGUUAUCGUGAUGUGCAGGUUUUUGAACUACGAAAAAAAAAUGGCAUAUCUAAAUAUCACUGGAGAUUUAAGCCACAACUAUUUUAUCACAUUAGUUUAUAGAUAACCAUGUGUAUAAAACUCCUUCCUGUAACAAGUCAUUAGUUCAGGUAUUUUCAGGGUUAUAGAGAUAACAUUCUAAGAUAGUAAUAUAUAUCUAAAACUAGUGGCAGUUGUACAAUAGCUAAAAAUAGGCGUAACGGUUAGGUUGAUUCUUGUGGGUGAUAUAAGCAAGGUCUUUGGUAUUCAUACUUGCACAAAAGGAAUUCAGUGGAUCAACAUGCUCAACCAGUUUUUUAGGUUAAGGAUAUUAAUAAUAAUAAGAAUAGUUCAAUGCAUAGAGGUCGACAGCUUAUAAACCAAAUUUGAUAUUUUUCCAGUUAUCUAAAGUUCUAUGGAAUUUGGCAACACAGAGAUGGUUCUAUAUAUAUAUAUAUAUAUAUAGUAUAGGUAAUGGUAACUUACUGCUGAUAAAUGUUUGUUUUUUUGUACAUAGUUAUUAUAUAUAUUAAGUUCCAUUUUAGUGAUUCGUGUAAAGUACGUUAAUCACACUGGAGGGGAAUAAACUUGAACAUGUGAAUGCAUAAGAGAAUUGCUUGAACAUCAAUUUAGGAAACAGGUAUAGUCUUGCGAAGUUUUUUUUUUUUUACUUUUUUUCAUAUAAAUUGCAUUGAAAUAAGAGAAUUUAACAUUUAAACUGAAAACAAAGUAUUGGUAUACUUCUUUCUAAUGAGUGCCAAAGUUUAGAAACUGAUUUAGUGCCUAGGCUCAGUUCACACACGCACACACACACACAGCAUAGAGCAUGUCUAUAAAGUGAUAUAAAAAUAGCUUGUAAUUGUAGAACUGUUAGUAGUGGCUUCAGAAUAUUACAAACCUUGGUCAAAAUAAAUAGUGACUCAAAUUAAGAAACUUUUUUUUUUUAACAAUUUGUCUUAAAAUAAAUACCUAUUCCACUUGUAUGUUCAGUAGCAACAUGACCUGAUGACCCCUUAGUUAUGUUGUUUGAGGUCCAACAUUUUUUUCUGUCUAUUUAAGUGUUAUAAACUGUGCGUUUACUAGCUUCUCAAAAAUCUUUAACUCCAGUUGCUACUAAUGAUUUAAAGCUUUUGAGAUUGUUAGCGUUAUUUUGAAUGUGAACUUAACUGCUCAAAAAGUAUUGAACAGAUUUUGAUUAAACCUUACUCUGUGGAGUGUAGUGUUAGUUUUACUUCCUUAAAAACGUACGAUAUUUAGCGAGAAAGCUGACCAAACGUAGCAAGGACUACAAUUAUUAACCGUCUUAAAAGUAGUUUAAAAAUCAGGUUCACCAAAACCAAAUGGAUUAUCAUAGAAUAGACACAACUUAUCUCUGACAGGGUACAUUCCAUCUAGUUAUAAGUUUUGUGCACUGUUUAUCUUAAUUAGGUUUUUUGAGUCGAAACAGUUCAAUGUUUUUAUCUGUCAGAAAACUAUUAUCAGAUUGUAUAAUAGUGAUUUUUAUUAUAAACUUUAUACAUAAUAUAUAUAUAUAUAUAUAGGUAGAUGACAGUGGAUUUUUAGAAUACAGUUCUACCACAACUUGGCAUAUAUAAAUGUGAAUAAGACUUGAGAAAAGAGGUUUUAACUUAUAACUGACUAUUUUAGGUUUGUAAUGAUACUAUUGGCUAACUUGAAUAUAAUUGUACAUACUGUGGGUGUCCCACUGGUGGCCAAAUUAAGAUUAUUAUAAUACAUUACUGUUAGAAUGAAAACAAGAGACAGUGAAAUUUCACCCAAGUUCAGGAGUUUUUUUUUUUUCAAGAUUUACUGUGUUUUAUGUAGGAUAAGUAAAUGACAGAUAAUUGAUUAGCCAUACAAAGAGGUGAAGAUGGAUCAGUGGGUGGACGUAUAUAGAUAAAUGAGUGAGAGUAACUCUAGUUUACACAAAUAUUUGAUGGCUAUAUAUAUAUAACUGGUAAAAACCAAAGAUAUUAAUAGAUUAACAAACUGUAUAUAUAAUAGAUAAAAGCAUUCUUCUUUUUUAUUGUAGUAGUGUGUGUGUAUAUAAGGAACACACUGUGGUCCCUGGGCCCUUUUUUUUUUUUUUAAGUAAGACCAUAGUUUAAACUGAUACUCCCACCUCCCCCAUGGCACUGCAGUGAGUCUGGAAACUUUGAUCAAUAGGCAUUAAUUUUUUAGAAGAACAUAGUUUACACUGAUACUCCCACCUCCCCCAUGGCACUGUGGUAAGUCUGAAACCUUUGGUCAAUAGGCACUAUUUUUCAAGAUGAGCAUAGUUUAAGCUGACAAGCCCCCCUCCCCAGGCACUGCAGUACGUUUGCAAACUCAUAACGCUAGAAACUGGGUUUCAAUACCCGUGGUGGUCACAGCUUAGCUAGUUCAUUGUGUACUUUGUGCUUAACUACACAAAAAUAAAUCAACAAGCCGGGGGAUUUUGAUAUCUGAUUGUGUGUAUGACUUACAUUAAGUUCUGUGUCACUGACUUGUGUAAAGGAACAGACAAACUUGAGAACGUGCUGUGGUUACAUACGUGAAAUGCUUUAACAGAAACAAAGAGAACACGGGUAUAGCCUCGUGUGUGUCAUAGCCGGCUGUGUCCAUUAGUAACGGCAUGAAGCUAAUUACAUCUGUGUAACCGUCAAUGUAUCUAAGUCUUGCGUACAAAGUUAAGGUGACAUUUUCAUCCAAUAAUAGAGACAGAGAACAGAGCUUGACAUUAAGUUUUUGUCGUUCUUACUAUAAAAUUCAGUCUUAUUCUAAGACAAUAUGUUUAAUUUAAGCCUUAAAAUACACAGACAUGCUAAUAUCAUAGAGACAAAUUUUAUGUUUUAUAAAGUGCUUGAAUACCCUUGGAAAUAUUGGAGCUUUAGCUAAAACUAAAAUCAAACCUUGUUGUUUAAUAUUACUAUAUACUAUUUAUUCCAUAAAAAUUAUAUUUGGUAUUUCAAAAGAAUGGCACUUAUUAUAUUUCAGCAUGUAGUUACCCACUGUGCCUUCUGAGGAUAACCCAUUACUGGUGGUUGUCUAGCAUGUACCCCAUGUUUCGGCAUGUAGUUAUCCACUGUGUCUUCUGAGUUGUCUAGCAUGUACCCCAUGUUUCAGCAUGUAGUUAUCCACUGUGCCUUCUGAGGAUAACCCACUACUGGUGGUUGUCUAGCAUGUACCCCAUGUUUCGGCAUGUAGUUAUCCACUGUGCCUUCUGAGUUGUCUAGCAUGUACCCCAUGUUUCAGCAUGUAGUUAUCCACUGUGCCUUCUGAGGAUAACCCAUUACUGGUGGUUGUCUAGCAUGUACCCCAUGUUUCAGCAUGUAGUUAUCCACUGUGCCUUCUGAGGACAACCUUACACUGGGGGUCGACUAGCACGUGCCCCAUCUUUCAACUUAUCCAGUAUUUUAUUAACAAACUACUGUUGGGCAUUAAUAUUGUUGUUGUUACUCAAUAAAACAGGCUAAUUUGUUGAUUGAAAGACAUGCACAAAGAGGGUAAAGGAAACUUACUUGCACCAUUGCUUAGAGUUAUCAGUUAUUUAUCAACAACAGCAGUAAAGGAAAUGUGAUAGACAAAGACACUACUAUGAUAUACAAACACUCUUUCAAGGAAAGUUUGAUAUAUUAUUAAUUAAAGUCUCGACUCAGUCAUUUACUAUAGUCUAGGUAAAGAAAACGCAGUUUAAAAGUAAAAGAAAAUGCAAAUUAUUUCUUAAACUGUAAAUUAUUUCAGAAAUAGUGAAGUAUAACAAUAAAAAUGUUGGAAUGUUAUUUUUUUUUUCCUUUUGUUUAUUUGAUUUUUUGUUUCUAGAUCCAGGCAUAAAAAAAAAAAAUAGACAAAAGCUCGGAACAUUUACUGUAAUGUCAGUACUUGUCAAACAAUUAAAUAAUUUAUUUUGUCAUAGAUAAGGAAAAUUAUACAAUGCAAAAGAAAUAGUGGCAAACUUUUUUUUCUUUCGUUUAUACAAUAAAGCCAAAAAGGAAACAUGAAUAAAUGUAGAGUUGAGUAAAUUAGUACAAGUACACCUGAAAAAUAACCAAGGCCUUAAACUUUUAAGUAGUGUUUCAAAAUGUAAUAGGCCUAAUACUAAUAUCUUAUGACAAGUACAAGUACACCUGAAAAAUAACCGAGGCCUUAAACUAAGUUACAUUGUACGAUUGAUUGAUUUUUUAUUAUUUUUUUUUCUUAAAGAACCUGCCGAGUCUUUCACACUGCUAGCCCGUGUGAAUGAGACAAAGCAUUAGUAACUUCACGAAAGACUUGUAUGAUAUUAGAAUUAUAAUAGUCUUUGUUUCCAUAAUGGGGCUUGACAUUCAAACUUUGAGUUUUGGUAGGAGGCUUGAAGUCGUAUAAUUAUUCUGUCACAUUUUGUGAUUAUUGUUCGAUUCAUUAUUUGUAUCGUUCUAAGUAAGUUGGGUAAAUUUACUUGUACGAUGAGCAGUCGGUACAUUUCUUUUGAUGUGACUUAAGUGGAAUAACAUGUAAUAAAUGAUUAAGAUUUUAAUGGUUAAGGUUUUUCCAGAUUGUAAACCUUUAGCCUAAAAUCAUUUCAUGGUUACCAUAAGUUUAUUUUAUUUGUAACAUUACCACCUACAGAUUAACUGUUGUCAGAUUAAUCUGUUUAAUAAUAAAUAAUUAUUACAUUCAGAAUUUAUAAUACACACCCUUGAUGUUUCUAUAUCUUUGGAUAUAGACAUAGUUGCACAAAACCACUUGUUACUGCAAACACAACUUGUGUGAAUGACUAGAAUAAAAACACCUGUUUUUGGCCCUCUCAAAAAUUAAUUGCAGUUCCAACAAGUAGAAUGUUAUUUUAAAUAUUAAGUUGUUGUGGUCUGUAGGGAGUUUCAUAAAACAGCUGUUGGGUGUGGAUAAGUAGUGAAUAACUUGGGAUAAAGUUUAUACAUAUAUAUACUUUUUUUUUCUGCCACCAUGAAACCUCAACUAUGUAGAAAAUGUUAAUACUGUUGAUAUUGUGAGAAGUCUGCCUGAGUUAGGGUACUGUUGUUAGAAGUAAUACUAGACAAUAUAAGUUAUUUCUACUUGAUACUGACAGUUUUAAGGACUAUUUCAAGUUCUAUGUGUACUGGAUGUAAUGAUAUUAACAAUACUGUGCAAUUUUUGGUGUACCCUGUACCACAGGUCACUGCUGUUCCUAGUCUUGAAACUACACGUAGAUGAUACAAUGUUAUCCUCCUUUUAUGUAGAAGAGUUGCAAUAGAUGUUGAAUUUAUAUUUUAAAAAAAUAGAAUUUAAUUAUAAAAUACCACACUACGAGUGUUUUACUACAUAUUUACAUAGUGUUAAGAGCUCUAUGUAUAAAAACCCAGACCAACGAAGUCUGACCACUUGUAUUUUUAUUACUUUUAAGACAGACUUAAAAGCCGAUAUUUUUAAGGCACUUUUUUUCAGUGUUUUAAUAUUCAAUAAUAAAACAUUUGUCACAUUGAAAUUAGAUAUGUUUUUAAUAAUAAUUACAACAAAGCAAUUCUGGUUACUGAGUGAUAAUAUUUGUGCCUUUCGGGGCGUGUUUGGUAAUUACAUUCCGAGCAGCGCUGUUUAUAUAUCGUAAUCUGGUUAUUUUCUGUAUAUCAGCAUGCUUUGUCUGUGUUUAAUAAAGAGUUUUGUAUACUUA